AUGAACAGACUGCGGAACCAGGUAAGGCUGUUUGUAGAGCAUGGUCAUGAAGACAACCUUGAGGUGAGUGGCUUCAAUUUGCAGCACGAGGCAGCCUUUGUCGAAAAUGGCUCAGGACACAGGGUUUCGUUUGUUGUCGGAGAUCAUCCGGAAGAGAGGGACCCAAUGCGGCCCGGCACACCUGCCUUUCUCCCGGAGACUCUUGAUGCUGGUUAUCUCGCGGACAGUGAGGGCGAAGUCGGUGACUUCCCAUCUUCUCAGCCUGCGUCUCCGUCCCCAAGUCCCAAGCCGCUGCCGAGCCUACCCCAUCCUGUCCGGGACCUUUUGCCUUCGGAGUUUUGGGACGAUGAUGCUCCGGUCGAGUCGUCGUCUGGGCAGUUGCCAAAAUUGUUCGCGCCGGUGCCCCUGCGGCCCUUUGGGGGUGUUUACGGAAACGCAGAGCUGCUCCUCGCAGGUUAUACCUCCGACAGUGAGCGGCCCACCUCCCUGCCCGUAGACUCCAGCUUCUCGGAGAUCCCUAAGAAAUUUCUUGAGAGACGUGUGGCGCAUUGGCAGGCUGCAAUGGCCCGAGAGUCUCGAGGAAUUUAA
Molecule: messenger RNA, 588 nt
Organism: Diaporthe amygdali
Lineage: Eukaryota; Fungi; Ascomycota; Sordariomycetes; Diaporthales; Diaporthaceae
Exons: 1
Coding region: 1-588 (195 amino acids)
Source: RefSeq, a predicted model, not a curated record